This is a messenger RNA of Besnoitia besnoiti, 2475 nucleotides long. RefSeq lists its product as uncharacterized. Lineage: Eukaryota; Apicomplexa; Conoidasida; Eucoccidiorida; Sarcocystidae. The transcript has 9 exons. The record is from RefSeq and is a predicted model, not a curated record. The coding region runs from base 1 to 2475 and encodes 824 amino acids.
AUGGGCCCCCCAGCCCAGUCAGGCUCGUGCAAGAGCCAACUUGUACCUUCUUCGUGGUUUGUGACGAGUCCUUGCUCGUCCUCCGCUGGAGCUGUCGAGAAGAGUGCGAAGGAGAGGCCAGCAGCGAAGCGGCAAGAAGGGCGUCGCGAUGACGGAGCGGAAAGUGGAGGCAAGCGACAGGGCAUGACAGGAAGUCAGGAGAAGAAAAACCCAGGGGGCAAGGCUGCCGCGCAGUGGCCGCCGCAAGAUGCUGCGGAGAAGUUUCGAGGGCGGCGAGAUCCUGGCCAUCCGAAAGGCGCGCCAGGAAGGACUCUGAAUGGGGCGUUCGCGAAGUCGGCGAGGAGCGCCUCGGGGGAGUCCAGACGACACUCGGACAUCUCCGAGAAGCCCGCGCAUGCAGCGUCUUUCACGUGGCGAAAAUCAGGCCUCUUCAGCGGCAGUGACAACCGCAGAGGUCGGUUUCAAGGAAAGAAUGCCAAGCUUUAUGAAAGGGAGCGCAGCACUCUCAGAAAGGCACAUGCUGCGGGAGGCGUCGCCGGGGGCGAGCCGAGCGAAGACGAAGGCGAGGUCGACGUCUCUGUCGGCGCAGACGAGAGAAAAAAAAUGAAGGCUGCGGCCAUGGCGGCUAUUUCAGGCGCCCUGAACGAGCAGCAGGUGCUUUCCGACCUUGAAGACGCCCGCAAAAAGGGCAAGGAUAUCCCUUUCUCGCGCGACGCAAAGAGGAAGCGAGCGGACAGUGCGUUCCGGCGGGGCUCCGACAUUGAAAUCUGCAGCGGCGAGACGAAAAGGCUCAAGACGGAAAAGGCGAAGAAGAAUCACGCUGAAGAUGCGGGAACGAAGGAAACAGGGGGUAGGGCGAAGGACAGCCAGAGCUCACCAGCGAGACCUGCCGAAGAGGAUAAGGGGAAGGAAGAGGAGGGCGAAAUCUCUCAGCGUGUAAGGACUGAAGCCGACGAUGAAGACGAUGAUGAAGACGAUGGUGCAGACGAUGAAUUUCAGCUGCACAUCGUGAAGCGCCCUGUAGCGCAAGACAAGGCAGGGACACGAAAACCCCUCGACCUGGCGUCUUCCGACAGGAGACACGAAGACUCCAGCGGACCGCGGGCACAAGCGAAAGGCCGAGAGCGUGCUCACUGGCGCGAGGCGCAGAGCGACCAACGCGGCUCGCGGGCGUCUGGCGCAGGGUGGAAGGACAGCCGCUACAGCUCUCCUGCUUUCGACGUCGCUGUUGGUGAAAAGCGCUUUUUCCCUCCCCUUGGAGCAGCACCGAAGCAGGCCGAGACAGAGACGGGCUCAGACGCAUCAGAUGCAGAGGUAGAGAAUGGCAACCCGAAAACAGAUCGCGAAAAGGAGACUGGGGAGCUCCUCAGAUUCAUACCAAAGACUCUGCCGUUCGCGGGAGCCAGAAGGACGAGGACGCUCUCGAUUGCUCUGCCUGCGUCAAUCGUCGACAACGCCCAGACCCUAGAGCUUCGAGCAGCCCUAGUGGGGCACAUUGCUCGCACGUUGACGGUCUUUGGUGUCGACGAAAUCGUCAUCUACGAGGAUGUCGCGGCGUCGAUCUCGCGAGGAGCCAAGGGCGGCGAAGGCCAUUCGCGAGCGCUCGAGUUCUUUGUGCGCAAUCUGCGGUACCUGGAAACUCCCCAGUUCCUUCGCAAGGCACUCUUCCCCAUUCACCCUGACCUGCGCUUUGCAGGCCUUCAGAAUCCGCUCGACGCGCCUCACCACCUCCGCCGGAACGAGUGGCUUCCGUACCGAGAAGGAGUCGUUGUCGCUUCGUCAAAAUCUCGCGAAAGCGGGAAGCAGGGUUCCUCGGUGGAGGGAGAGCACACCAAAGGCUUCGAAGAAGAGGUCAAACUGAGUGCGGCGCAAGAGAAGAAACUCAAGGCGCAGCAAGGCGCGUGGGUAGAGUGUGGUCUUCCGAGGCACGUGUGGAUUCCCGGUGACCGCCUCGAGGGCGGCAUGAGGGUCACCGUUCGACUCGAACCGUCGGUCCGGCAUCUGCAGCGUCAACCGCCUCUGGAGGGCAGCGGGGCGGACGGGCCGCUGAUGCGAGGUGUGGCUGUUUCUCCCGACGAGCCUCCCGUCAAGGCAGGUCUCUACUGGGGCUACCGCGUCCGUAUUGCGCAGCAUUUCAAGGACGUCUUCUCGCACUGCCCGUUCAGCUCCGACGGCCGCUACGACCUCACAGUGGGCACGUCGGAGAGAGGCACGCGUGUCGGCCGGGACUUCAAGCUCCCUGCCAACUACAAGCACAUGCUCCUCGUCUUCGGAGGACUGCAAGGUUUGGAAGCAGUUCUGUUAGAUCGUCAAUCAAACUGCGCACCUUCCCGAGACCCCUCCACGCUCUUUGACCUCUAUUUGAACACAUGCGCUUUUCAGCGAUCAAGGACUAUCAGAGCUGAAGAAGCGGUACCUAUCACUUUGGCGCUUCUGCGCCCCUAUCUUCUGGAGCAGGAUGAGUUGAGCGAGUGA